AUGAACCUUUUUAAUAACAAUACAGAUCAUUUGAUGGAAUUAAACGAGCUAAGGGAAUACAAGCGGCUCAUGACUGAAAAGAUGAAGAAAUACGAAAUUGAGGUAUAUUCGUAUAGAAACCAAAUACGAAAUUUAAAGAAAAGCCAACUCCACGGGGGAGACGUGAACAUACAGCUGAUUAACGUCUUCAUUAAUGCCAUUUGUGAUAUAGUACAGCACAUCUGUUCGGACGUGCGAACCCCAGUUUUGGCCCUCCUCCCGUUAAUCCAUUCCAUACUGAAUUCGAUCACCGUGAGGGAUAAGAAAAUAUACCGAUGCACAAAAUUGAUACAUACAAUAUUAACCCAAAUAGGAAGUACACACGUGGAGAAGAGUACUGGAGAGACAGCCGAAGAGGAGGAGAAGGCGGAAACGAAGGACGAACUUUCUCCUCACAAAUUAGAAGACCUAGAGUGGCUAGCUUCCGAAACUGAUGAUAAGGGGUGGCUAGCCAUUUCUGACAGAUGGGAAUUAUGCAGGAGGGAUUUAAAAUGGUUGUGUGUGAAGACAAACAACAGAUCAUGGUUACUCUACCGGCACCUCUGGGAACACUGCUCCAAUGAUCUGAAAUACGUAUCUGUACUAUUUGAUGAUAAGAAAUGGUUACAUCUGCAUAAUGUUUGGAAAUUUAUUCCCCUCAGUUUGAAAUUAAGAGCUAUCUCGUCAAAGGACCCAAGUGUUUGCAAGCCAUCCUUGACUGAAAUGAUCCUAAAGGAUGAUGAUAUUUAUCGGGACAAUACUUUACCAUUCAGUUUUCACUUGUUGAGUAAGACCAACAUGUGCAGUGAUCCUCAUUUGACGGACAGUCUUUCAUCCAAGUGCCUCCCAGGCAGCCGGAUGGGGUUAUACUCUCAUAGGAAUAGCACUCAUUUAUACGCAGGGGAUUCCCUGAGGGGGAAAGAAAAUAGAAAGUUGUUAUUACUUCGUACUGAAGUUGAAGAAGGGGAGAAUUUCCUAAAGGAGUCAUUCCGAAAUGGAAUUGCUGGUAUGGAGAGGGGUACCCUUUUAGGAGGGGGUUCCAAAAGUAAAAAAACAUUGGGAUCCUCUCCUGCUAACCGUAUUAAAAAGGAGAGUAACUGUAUAGGAAGAAUGCUUUACUUGACUAAUUCAGGACGGGGGAGAGUAAUUCCUGGACCACGUCCCGCUCCAACUACGCAUUUGAAAGGUGAAGGGGGGAAACCCUUGUCAACCGGAAGAGGUGUCACCAGAAUAUUGGCACCGCAGAACAGACAGGAAGACAAAGGAGAUAAUGUAGUAGCCCCUUGUGCUGAAAAAGAGUCCAAUCGAGUUGGAGGUUUGGGUAGAAGUAAAUACUCCAAUGAGACCCAUGUCAAGGGAAUUUUUAUCAUAAAGGAAACCCAGGAAGAUGUAUCUAAAGGGGGAUUCACUCAGGAAGUUACUCCAAAGGAUGCCAAUCCCAAUGGUGCGCACGCAGUUGAGAGUAAUAAAGGGGAGCUAGCGAAAAGACAGGGGAGUAAAAAUAUCAUGAGGGGUGAAAGGUUUCUGUCAAAAGUGCCAAACGGGGGAUCGCCAAUGGGAAAUCAAGAAAAACAAAGUUGCUAUUUUAAAGGUACCGAAAUGAGUGCCAAAGCGGUGGAACAAAGAAGUGACCUCUCAGUUGAACCGCACAUUUUAAAAGGAAGCAACCCAUCUGGGGUGGAAGGUACAGAUGAAUCCAACACCUUAGCGGAGACAGCUGUAGGAAGUUCAAAGACAGGCGUACCUAAUAGACUCGUGUCAUCCCUUCAGAAAGGAAAGAUUGUACCAAAAGGACCCCCGUUAGGGGCAUAUACUCUCAUUUUGAAGCAUCCAGUUAGUGGGAAAGGUUCAGAAGCAGAACAGAAAGGCAACAGUAGUUUGUCCGUGCAAAAUGGAAAGGUCAAGAUGUUGAAUGGACACCUGGAGGGGGUCAUCUCGAAGGUGAAGAAUGCCCCAAAGAAAAUACCCCCCCUUACAGGCGGAUUAAUAAAAAACUUUCUAAAAAUGAAAGAACCAAAUGAGAAGAAUAUUUCUGAUUUUUUAAAGAAAAAAAGUUUCAAAGAAAGCCCAUUGGAUUUUAAAAAAAGCGGCAGCAUUGUGCACGUAGAUCAGGUGGUCAUCGCUACUUCGAGUGAAGAUGGUGGCAAAGAAGAGGAGAUCCAAGCGAGCGUGUCACAGCGGGAGGAGAGUCCCAAGAAGACGCCCAAGGGAAGUUCCAAUACAUAUUUCUCUGACAUAUUUAGUGCAUUCAAUUUCACGAUAAAUGGAAAGUUAGGAAGGGCAUCGAGCCACAGUGCUGACACGGAGAGGGAGGAAAGGAGAAGUGAAUUUGGUACUCCUGGGGAAGAGAAAAGUUCGGACACCAGCGACGAUUCAGAUGCGGAACAGGAACAGCAUAGGGAUCGAAUAGCUAGUGACUUGGAAGGUAAAGAAUUUCCAGGGGUAGAAAAAGAGGAGGAGGAAAUGGUAAAGCGGGAAGACAGCGAUGAAGGAAGCGCGGAUGGAAAGACAGAUGGAAAGACAGAUGGAAAGACGGAUGAAAAAGCAGAUGGAAGCGUAGAUGGCAGCACGAAAUUCCGUGUGCAUCCCAUGGGGAGAAGCUUAAAGGGAUAUUCAAUGAAGAAGGACUUCCUGCAUGUUAAGAAGUCAGUAUCGAGUGCUGUGGAACCAAGCGAUGUGGGUUCUCUGUUUCAGGAUGAUCCACUGUCCAAAACGAUCGGCCACCUGGACCAGAACAACACAAAGGGGUUCUCCCCCAUUUUGGAGAAACCCAUAAAGAAGUUUCCCCCAAAGAAGAGCAGUGGCAUUUUACAAAAGGUCCUGAACGCUGACUUGGAUCAUCUGAAUUAUUCAAGUAAAAGAAUGACUGCAGAAGAAAUUGCGAAACAUAAGAAUGCAUCGCUCCAUAUAACUGUGAAGAGGAAGGUAUCUUUGUCGUCGUUAAAAAUGAAAACAUUGCGGAAGGGCUGA
This is a messenger RNA of Plasmodium knowlesi strain H, 2988 nucleotides long. RefSeq names its product conserved Plasmodium protein, unknown function. NCBI's taxonomy places the organism in Eukaryota, Apicomplexa, Aconoidasida, Haemosporida, Plasmodiidae. The record is from RefSeq and is a predicted model, not a curated record. The transcript has 8 exons. Bases 1 to 2988 code for a protein of 995 amino acids.